AUGGAGACGGAGCCGGGACGGACUCUUCCCACUUGCGUGGGAGGUGACAGCUGGAUGCUUGUGGAUGAUGAUGACGACGACGACGACGACGAUGAUGAUGAUGAUGAUGAUGACGACGACGACGACGACGAUGAUGAUGAUGAUGAUGAUGAUGAUGAUGAUGAUGAUGAUGAUGAUGAUGAUGAUGAUGAUGAUGAUGAUGAUGAUGAUGAUGAUGAUGAUGAUGAUGAUGAUGAUGAUGAUGAUGAUGAUGAUGAUGAGGAUGAUGAUGAUAGUGGGGGUUCGAGAGUGCAGUCAAUUUCAGUCGUCAGCGUGAACGGUGGUGCAGAGUAG
This is a messenger RNA of Spirometra erinaceieuropaei, 333 nucleotides long. The record is from the annotation of a GenBank genome assembly. Lineage: Eukaryota; Metazoa; Platyhelminthes; Cestoda; Diphyllobothriidea; Diphyllobothriidae.